Molecule: messenger RNA, 971 nt
Organism: Meloidogyne enterolobii
Lineage: Eukaryota; Metazoa; Nematoda; Chromadorea; Rhabditida; Meloidogynidae
Source: the annotation of a GenBank genome assembly
UUUUUUCUGUGUAGUAAUCUGUGCUGGCUGGCUCCGGCCCUUUUCAAAUCUUGGCUCUUCGGGAUUCUCAAAAUCUUAGCUCCGGAGCUAGCUCCCCGGGGCUAUAUCCAGCACUGGUGUGAACCACAUUUUUUUAGACCCCUUUCUGCUUUCCCCUUUUCCAUCCCUUCUCUCCUACAAGCUGUCGAAGCCUCUUCUUUUUUUCAUUUUUAUCAACAUAUUAAAUCAAAAUUUUUUUUAUUUUAAAGUUUUCUGGUGGUAGAAUUAAUGCGUCAAGGCAAAAGUCCAUUUGAAGCAACUAGAGAAGCUAUCUUAAGAAUUAAAAAGUUUUAUCCAAACUUUUUUGGGGGAAUAAUAGCAACGACAAUUGAAGGAAAUUUUGGAGCAGCUUGUUCUGGAAUGGAAGAAUUUCGUUAUUCUUUGGUUAAGAAUAGUGGAGAACGGAGGGUUGAGGUUAUGAAAGUUGUUUGUGAGUGAAGAAUAUUAGGUGGAAAAAUUUAAAAAAAAAUUAUUUUUUGAUUGAAUUUUUGUCCAUAAAUAUAAGCCUUCCUGAAACGUUGAGGGUAAUAAAAUAGGAUAUAUCGGACAACCGAUAAAUACCAAAAAGUAUCGUCUGUACUACGAAUUUUCAACUAUUCUGGAAGGUUUUUUUGUCCUGUUUUUAACAUUUUUUGGCAUUUAUCUGGUUUUUUUUUGUAAAAUCAUGCUUUUAUUGAUAUAAAUGUUCUAAAAAAAUUUUUUAGCUUACAGUAAUUCUCUUUUUAAAAAAAUUUUUUGUAAUUACACAAUAUUAAUUUUUUCAAAAAUUUUUUUUCUAAUAAUUCUCAUUUUUCGUCUUUUUAAAAUGUUCACUUAUUUUAUCAAUAAAUGUUAUAUAUUAGCAUAUAAAAGGAACAUAGUGGCAUUUCAUGUGUGCGUUACAUUACAGCCGAGUGAAGCUUUUAGAAAUUCUCUUUACAUAAUUCUUUGGC